Rotaria sordida is the source of this 450-nucleotide messenger RNA. The record is from the annotation of a GenBank genome assembly. Lineage: Eukaryota; Metazoa; Rotifera; Eurotatoria; Philodinida; Philodinidae.
AUGGGUGAACAACAAAUAAUUGCAAAUCAAUUUAAUCGUGCUGAUUUAAAUCAUGAUGGGACAAUUGAUGAACAAGAAUUUCGACAAUUUCUUGGACCAGUUAGAAACUAUAAUAGAUUAUCUGCAAAUAUAAAUUAUCAAGAUAUUCAAAAUCUUAAUUUACAAGCAUCCAAUGGAGGUCAAACAACAAUAUAUCCAAUUGGUCUUGAUGUAGCUCUUGCUGGUUUUACAGAAAAUCCAAUAAAUUAUGAAAGAUAUACAAGAGGUGCUUAUCCACGACAAACAGCUCAUACAUAUGGUCUUGGUUCGGAUGUUGGUAUUGGUGCACCAAAUGUUGCUAGAAGAUAUAAUCAAUAUGAUCCAGCUGGUGUUAUGUUUGAUUAUGCUGAUUUUAAUCAUGAUGGAAGAAUUGAUCUACUUGAAUUUGGAACAUUUCUACGUUCAGUUUAA